Molecule: messenger RNA, 3582 nt
Organism: Venturia canescens
Lineage: Eukaryota; Metazoa; Arthropoda; Insecta; Hymenoptera; Ichneumonidae
Product: 1-phosphatidylinositol 4,5-bisphosphate phosphodiesterase-like
Exons: 20
Coding region: 110-3349 (1079 amino acids)
Biological process (GO): phosphatidylinositol-mediated signaling; lipid metabolic process; release of sequestered calcium ion into cytosol
Molecular function (GO): phosphatidylinositol-4,5-bisphosphate phospholipase C activity; calcium ion binding
Source: RefSeq, a predicted model, not a curated record
UUCUCUUCAGUGAGAAAAAUUUCACGAAUAAAGUCGGUUGGGCGUCGAGUACAAACCCUAAAAGCUGCUUUUUAUAGCACGGGCUCGAUCUUACGAGAGGUGAAAAAAAAUGACGAAAAAAGUUGAAUUCAACUGGCGGAUUCCGACGCCCGAAAUAUUCCUUACCGGUGCGACCUUCGACCGGUGGUUCGAAGACAAGGAAAAUACCGAGUAUGAGCCAAAUUGCUUGUGCAAAUGCGACGAGUAUGGUUUUUUCUUCUACUGGAAGAGCGAAGGAAAAGACGGGGAAGUCAUAGAACUCGCUCAAGUGAGCGACAUUCGUUACGGUGGAACGCCGAAGGACCCGAAACUCUUGAACAAACUCAGCAAGCACGGCACGGUGGAGCAAUUGGACGAGAAAAGUUUGACGAUUUGUUCGGGCGUCGAUUACACGAAUAUCAAUUACCAGCACAUUGUGUGCACGAGUGCUCAGCAGGCGAAGGAAUGGCAAGCCGGGCUACGAUUAAUCACGCACAACACGAAAGCCAGUAAUGUUUGUCCAACUACACAACUAAUGAAGCAUUGGAUGAGGUUGAAAUUCAUGGUCGACGCCAAAGGCAAAGUUCCGGUAAAGGUAAUAUCGAAGACUUUUGCAUCCGGAAAAACGGAGAAGCUCGUUUACCAGGCGCUCGCAGAUUUGGGAUUGCCCAACGGGAAGAGUGACAAAAUGGAGUCGGACGCUUUCACAUUGGAUAAAUUCACUUUCCUCUAUCACAAGCUGUGUCCGAGAAACGACAUCGAAGAGCUUUUCCAAUCGAUAACGAAGGGCAAAGCCGAGGCCAUAACCGUAGACCAACUGGUUUGUUUCAUGAACGAGAAACAGCGCGAUCCACGCCUCAAUGAAAUCAUGUAUCCGAUGUACGACGACAAGAGAUGCAUGGAGAUAAUAAACGAUUACGAACCGGACGAAAAGGCGAAAGCUGACAGAAAAAUGACCAAGGAUGGCUUCAUCCGUUACUUGAUGUCGGACGAAAAUGCCCCCGUGUUUUUGGACCGGCUGGACGAGUACAUGGACAUGGAUCAGCCUCUGGCUCAUUAUUACAUAAAUUCUAGUCACAAUACGUACCUGAGCGGACGGCAGAUCGGUGGCAAAAGCACGGUCGAAAUGUACCGGCAGACUCUACUCGCUGGUUGCAGGUGUGUGGAGCUGGAUUGUUGGGACGGUAAAGGAGAGGACGAGGAGCCGAUAAUAACCCACGGUAAAGCGAUGUGCACGGACAUAUUGUUCAAGGACGUGAUAGUGGCUCUGCGAGAUUGUGCGUUCGUGACGUCGGACUACCCGGUGAUAUUGAGUAUCGAGAAUCACUGUUGUCUCAAGCAGCAGUACAAACUGGCAAAGUACUUCGACGAGAUUCUCGGGGAGUUGUUAUUGAAGGAGCCGCUGAAGGAGCAUCCGCUCGAGCCCGGUUCUCCGCUGCCGCCUCCUUCCGCCCUGAAGCGAAAAAUUCUCAUAAAGAACAAGCGACUCAAGCCGGAAGUGGAGAAAGUCGAGCUGGAGCUGUUCAUGUCCGGGCAGUUCGAGGCGAAGGACGAGGUCGUCGAGGAUGCCAGCGCCCCGCCUGCGGAACCGCCCAAAGAAGAAGCGCCGGCCGAAGCUCCGGCAGGGGGGGAAGGCGCCGAGGGCGGAGACGCCGCAGCUAUGCCGCAGCACACCGGCAGCACGAUGGCCUGCCAUCCUUGGCUAUCAUCGAUGAUCAACUACGCUCAGCCCAUCAAAUUUCAAGGAUUCGAAACAGCUGAAAAGAAAAAUAUUCAUCACAACAUGUCCUCGUUCUCCGAGACCGCGGCAAUCAAUUACCUCAAAACUUCCGGCGUCGAAUUCGUCAAUUACAACAAGCGUCAGAUGAGCAGGAUUUAUCCCAAGGGCACGAGAGCCGAUUCCUCCAACUACAUGCCCCAGGUCUUCUGGAACGCCGGCUGUCAGAUGGUGGCCCUGAACUUCCAGACCCCCGAUCUGUCGAUGCAGUUCAACCAGGGAAAAUUCGAGUUCAACAACACUUCGGGUUACCUCCUGAAGCCGGAAUUCAUGAGGCGUUUGGACAAAACUUUCGACCCCUUUGCCGAGGGUGUCGACGGCGUGAUCACGGCUCAGUGUUCGGUCCAGGUGAUCGCUGGCCAAUUUCUGUCGGACAAAAAAGUCGGGACGUACGUCGAGGUGGACAUGUACGGAUUGCCAGCGGACACGAUAAAGAAAGAGUUUCGAACGCGAAUGGUGCCAGGAAACGGUUUGAACCCGGUUUACAACGAGGAUCCCUUUCUCUUUCGUAAAGUUGUGCUUCCGGAUCUGGCCGUUCUGAGAUUAGGCGUUUACGAAGAGAGCGGAAAGUUGCUGGGCCAGAGGAUUCUGCCUCUGGACGGUUUGCAGGCCGGCUACAGGCACAUCUCGUUGAAAACCGAGGCCAAUUUCCCUAUGGCCUUGCCCAUGCUGUUCUGCAACAUCGAGCUGAAAAUUUACGUGCCGGACGGAUUCGAAGAUUUCAUGGCCAUGCUCUCGGAUCCGGGUGCGUUUAGCAAAGGAAAUGAGAAGCAAGCUGAGGCGAUGAAGGGCAUGGGAAUCGAGCAAACCGACUCGAAAGCCGAGGCGAAGAAGAAGGAGGAAGAGCAGAAGAAAAAAGACGAAUGGAAGCUGGAGCCAAUUACGUUGGACGUAUUGAGGCGCGACAAGGCUUACAAAGCCGGUAAGAAAGCGCUCAAAGAGUUGGAGGCGAUGAAAAAGAAGCACUUGAAGGAGCGACAAACGAUGCAGAAGAAUCACAUAACAGCUUUCGAGAAAGCGGCCAAGGGAAAAGACAAAGCUGCCAUUAAAAGCGAUGCGAAUCUGAAGAAAAUGAUAAGCGAGCAGAUCGCCCAGUGGUCGGCGAUGGUCGAGAAGCAUCGGAAGGAGGAAUGGGAAUUGAACAAGAAGCAAAUAGCUGCGGGACGAGAAGAUUUCAAAAAGGUCAUCGAGAUCGUCCAGGUGAAUCAGACCAAGCAGCUGCAAAUAAAGCAGGACAAAGACAUCAAGGAAAUGAACACGAACCAGGCGAAGGUUUCAGCGGAAACGGCGAAGGAAGUGAUGAACGACAAAGCGCUCAAGACGAAGGGCGACAAGGAGCGUCGUCUACGAGAAAAGAAACAAAACAAUAUUAAAAAGUUUAUGGACGAAAGAAAAAACAUUCAAAUAAAGCAGGGACGAGAGAAGGAGAAGCUAAAAGUGACCCACGAGAAGCAGGUCGCUGAUCUCGACAAGAACAUCGACGAGGCUAUUCUCGUGUUGACGAACGAACCGAUCGAGCUGGCGGUGGCCAAGAAGAGGGAAAUUUACGUCUAGCUUUGGAGGGCGAAUUACUAAAAUCGUGCAAACAAGGAAAAAACGAUUUUUUAAAAAACAAAUUUCACAUUUAUCCUAUUUACAAUCUUUUAAUAAUGACCCUUUUUGUGCAACUUUUGUACCACUUUGAAUGGUUUACAAUGCCGCACGAAAAUGAUGGGAGAAGAGAUAAAAAUAAAAAUUGUUUUCAAACGAGGAAGACAAAAGAUGAGAAUACAAAAAUGGGAAAAAUA